AUGACUGGCAUCAAGACCGAAGGCAUUCGAGGCCGAUCUCCUGGUCCCGCGGCUGAUCGACGCGAGUCGAGCCUCAGUGCGCUCAGCAUGGAUGACUACAACUCUCCCGCUUCCACCGAAGCUCAGCACACCGCACCGACCAAGACAAGCAAGAGGCGCAAACGUUCCGAGCUGUCACCGUCGUCCAAGGCCACGCACAGCAUCAUCGAGAAGGAGCGCCGCGAAGCCAUGAACGAAAAGUUUUCGGAACUGGCUGCCAACAUUCCAGAGCUCGUCGAAGCCAUCGCAUCUGGCAAGCGUCCCACCAAGGGCGAAAUUGUCAAGGCGAGCAUUGCGCGACAUCAAGAUCAGGAGCGACGCGUGCGUGAGCUCAUGCACGAAGUUGAGAUGCUUCGCGCUGGUAGCAGCGGCGGUAACAGCCAUAAUAGCUUUGCUCCCACGCUCGAGACGCCUAGCCCCACGACUGCGGUGGCGCCGGAGCCAUUGAUGCCGGCCACGCAGACAUUCUCGCUGCCGUACCAGAUCCAAGCUUCGCACCCGAUCGGAUUGCCUUCUGCGGCUGCACAGGACAACCUCUGGGUCGGUCAGCUGCUCAACAAGACGCACGAACAGCUCUCGUUCGAAGCCCCGCAGCCACUGUCCCUGCUCCCGGAUUUGAACCAGCAGCCAGUGUCGCCGUUCAAGCAGACAUCUAUGAUGAACUGGAGCUUCUCGUCGCUACCUCAGCCCCUGGAUCCCGCUUCGCUCAGCAUCGGCUUUGCUCCGUCUGGCUUGCUGAAAGGGUUCAUGGACAGCGGAGCGCUCGACCACCACUCUCGUCGAGGAAGCGGUGCCAGCGGUCCCACGCCUACUUCUGGGUUUUCAUCGCCAACAUUCACGUCGUCGUCAGACAGCGAUUCGACUUUCAGCACCGAUGCAUUGGACACGAGUCUGGACGAGCGCAAGUUUUUGGCCGAGAGCAUGUCUUUUGAGCCCUUCGCUAUGCCGACGACCACGGUGGACCAAACGCCCCUGACAUCGCUCGUGGGUCUUCCGGCUACAUCGGAUCUGGCGCCGACCAAAACAAAGGCGCGGCGUGCAGGUGGUCGUCGGGCGCGCAAGGACGAGUCACAGCCUAGUGCCUCGCCAAGCCCAUUUGCCGUUUCGCUCGCUGCAAACACUUGA
This is a messenger RNA of Sporisorium graminicola, 1164 nucleotides long. RefSeq lists its product as uncharacterized. Bases 1 to 1164 code for a protein of 387 amino acids. The transcript has a single exon. NCBI's taxonomy places the organism in Eukaryota, Fungi, Basidiomycota, Ustilaginomycetes, Ustilaginales, Ustilaginaceae. The record is from RefSeq and is a predicted model, not a curated record. Gene Ontology annotation, molecular function: protein dimerization activity.